GAAUACGGAGUCAACAAGGAAGAAAGCGUUUCCUUUUCGCCGAAUGAAGUUGCUGCCACGAAUCAAGGAAGUUGACAAGGCGACGUAAUUUACGGUUAGGCGUGACUAUCUGUCAAUCGUGCUCGACAGACCAGGGAUCGCACUCGGAGGGCCGAAGCCCGCGUUCCGGAGAUCCUACGACCAUGGCGAGUUUAUAUCUGAGUACAUGUCGAGCCCCCGUGAACAUAGCCGUGAUCAAGUACUGGGGCAAGGAAGACGAGCGUCUCAUAAUCCCAACUAACGACUCGUUGUCGCUCACUCUGUCCAUCGACGAUCUUUGCGCUACAACCACGAUCGCCGCCUCCCCAGACUUCAGCAAGGACCGAUUAUGGCUCAAUGGCAAGGAAGAGUCCACGUCAACGGAGAGGAUACAGAACUGUCUGCGCGCCAUCCGGGAAGCUGCCGCUUCGAGGUCUUCAUCACCAAACCCGGAAUGGAAACUCAAGAUAAUCUCAGAAAACAAUUUUCCAACGGCUGCGGGACUCGCGAGUUCAGCGGCGGGCUACGCCUGUCUGGUAGCGUCCCUGAAGAAUCUCUACGGCUUAGAGGGAAACUACUCAUCUGUGGCCCGGAAGGGUUCCGGAUCUGCUUGUCGCAGCAUGUUCGGCGGCUUCGUUCGCUGGCAUAAAGGGAUUCAACCCGAUGGCGAAGAUUCGAUAGCGGUGCAGGUAGCCCCAUCCUCCUUCUGGCCUGAAAUACGUGUGAUCAUUUGCGUUGUCAACGAUGUUAAAAAAGACACCGGAAGCACGAGUGGAAUGCAGAGGUCGGUAGAGACAUCAGAAUUGCUGAAGUACCGCAUAGCAGAAGUGGUUCCGCGGCGAAUAGAGUUCAUGGCGAAAGCCAUCGCUGAGAAAGAUUUCGACACUUUCGCUCGGAUAACAAUGCAGGACUCGAAUCAAUUCCAUGCAAUCUGCCAAGACACUUAUCCACCGAUAAGAUACAUGAAUCAGACAUCGUGGGAUAUCGUUUCGAUGGUUCACAAAUACAACUCAAAGCACGGCAGUAACAAGCUGGCCUACACCUUCGACGCAGGUCCCAACGCCUUCUUAUUCUGUUUAGAGGAAAAUGUACCGGAAAUUGUCGAGGUUUUACGGACGCAGUUCCCGUCGGAUAGCACCGACUUCAUACGAGGAAUGUACUCGGACGACAUCGCUAGGAAAACGAAUCUGAGCAGUGCCCUCGCUUGUGAACUCACCCCGCUCCCGCCAGGGAGCCUGAAAUACGUCAUCACGACUCGAGCUGGUGAGGGACCGACUCCUAUACAAGAACAUCUCACCAUCGAAUGACUGAGAUCCGGCUCGUUGAUACUCGAGAGACCGCACACCCAGAGUGUGCAUUGAAUUGACUUGUUGUGAAAUGAAAUAUGGGGCGGCUUCCACAGUAUUUACCCGUGUUGGAGCGAUCUAGGAUAAUCACCGGAUUUUAUCAUUCUCCGAACGACUCUAUGCGUCGCCGGUGGUUAUCCUUCAUAUCCAUGUAAGCAUUCGCUAGAAGACGUCAUAAAUAAACAGUACCCAGGUCGUCCCA
This is a messenger RNA of Galendromus occidentalis (western predatory mite), 1566 nucleotides long. It is a transcript of the gene Mvd, whose product is annotated as mevalonate diphosphate decarboxylase. The record is from RefSeq and is a predicted model, not a curated record. NCBI's taxonomy places the organism in Eukaryota, Metazoa, Arthropoda, Arachnida, Mesostigmata, Phytoseiidae. Gene Ontology annotation, biological process: isoprenoid biosynthetic process; isopentenyl diphosphate biosynthetic process, mevalonate pathway. Gene Ontology annotation, molecular function: diphosphomevalonate decarboxylase activity. The transcript has 6 exons. Gene Ontology annotation, cellular component: cytosol. The coding region runs from base 183 to 1325 and encodes 380 amino acids.